Messenger RNA from Oncorhynchus mykiss (rainbow trout), 3574 nucleotides. The record is from RefSeq and is a predicted model, not a curated record. Lineage: Eukaryota; Metazoa; Chordata; Actinopteri; Salmoniformes; Salmonidae.
UAGCAACAAAACAGAUUUCAUUCCUUAAAAUGAUUUUGCCAGAUGGAAGAAAAUAAUAAGAGCCUUGUCCCAGUCUCUAGACCUGCCUGUCUGUGUGAUGGAUGACCACCUGACCUCUGAAGCUGUCAAUGAGAUGGAGCAGAGCAAUUGUACCAGGAGCAGAGCAACCUCAGUGAUGGAAACCACAGAAGAGGGGAAGCUCAACAAUGUGGAACAUCUGACACUUAUGGACUUCCUUCAAAACCUAACUGAGAAGCAAUGGAGGGGGAUUCGUGAGGGUAUGUUUGACCCGCUGACAAAACAACAGCUUGCCGGCUUGUGUCUGAGGAUUGUCCAGUUUUUAUCGGACAAGCUGAUGCAGAUCAUCAUCCCAGGUCUUUACGAACUACUGGGCAUCCAAGAUGCUGCCUCCUCUCCAUUGUCACAGAGAUCUCUCACAGCGUCACUCACCAGUCUGUUAGACGAUAAGGUUAACACCAAGUCCCGCGUGAGAUUUACUGAGGCUGGUGUACCUAAGAGGCCAGGCAGUCGAAAGUCUUACAAUAGCUUUCGCAUCCCGACUCCCUACCCUUCCUCCAACUGUAUGGAUCAGGAAGAGGAAGAGGAAGAAGUGCAGGAAUCACAACUUAAGUUCAAGGAGAUUUACCUGACUAAGGGCAGUCUGGGCAGUGGAAGCUACCUGCCCAAGGGGGCCAUGAGGACUCUAACCUCUCUGUCUGAUGUGCAGAAGAAAACAACCAACUCUGAGACGCUACAAGUCCUCUUAGGUGUCUCAGAGGACACCCUUGUCACCUGUGUACAGGACAGCCUGCAAGGUUCUCUCUCCAAACUUGCAUGCAUGUCCAAUUCUCCAUCUGGAAGUGCAGGCUCUAUGAUGCUAACCCCUGCUGUAAUGGCAGAGUUGGCUAAAGAUGUCAAGUCGGCCUUAUCAGUGGUCGUUAAGAGUGCCUCCGCUAGCCAAACCUCUGUAGUGACACCGGUAAGGGGAGACUCACAGACCAAGGUGACUGAGAGCAUGGUGAGAGAGCUGGCUGCUAAACUUGAAAAAGUUGACCAAGAGAGCAAGAGUAUAACAGGGCAAGUCAUGACCAUGAUCUCUGACACAAUGGUGGCUUUUGUUGACGAGAACAAACAAAAUUUGCUGGAAGAUCUGAAGGACAAGAUCACGUUUUUGGCAUCGCAUGUUGGCUUCAUUGAGGAUCUUGAUGCCCUGAUAAGCAAAUACGAGAGCAGCUACAAUAUUAGUGAAUCUGGUUCCUCCUGCACGCUCACAUCUAAGAGCAUCCAAAAACUCUCUAGCCGGGAGUUUCAAACAUCAGCAAUACAAGCAGUGAGUGGAGUUCUUGACAAAAAAGUCAGUAGUUUGAGCUUUCCUAGUUCAGUCAUUCAGUCUGAGUUAACAGGUGCUGUAUCAGGUCAAACAUUGUCUGGCAUUGUAAAGACAGAGUCAAUUCACCCAGUGGGCUCAGCAGCGUCAGUAGUUGUUAAGACUUUCGUGUCAGAUAUGAAGUCCUUGGCUGAAUCUGAAGAGAGUCCCCAACAGAAGAGUGCCUGGUCUGCUGCUGUUCACAUUUACCACAGCAUCCAAAACAACUUGAAAGAUUAUUUCAGCAAGCUUCAGCGAUGUGCCUUAAAGAGCAUUGUCACAUCUGAUGACAACAUCACAAAUGCUGAGUUUAAGGAGACAGUUCCACUUCCUUGCUUAAACAUGAAAUAUAGGCCCAGUAAGAGUGAGCCUCAGUUGCCAGAGUCCACUGGUGCAGUUACUUUACAAAGAGGCCUAAGUGAGAGCUCAAAACUUAUUUGGGCAAAAACUGAGUCAGAAGAAAGCAAGCUCCUUCUGACAACUUGCACCAAAGAAGUCAUCUCAGAGCUUCUGGUCUUGUACAAGACUGCAAUGUCAAAGGAGGACGCCCUGUACACUGUUGGAGAAAAAGGAUCAGGCUUCUCUAUUGAGAGAGAGAAAUUUGUAGAGGGUGUUCUGGCUCAGCUUGGGGAUAUUGCCCAUUCCAGGGCCUCAUCACCAAUAGUAUGUGAGUUCCCCUGUCAAAUUGAGGACAGCAGAAGUAAGGCCACAGCUUCUUUGACCAGUCUGUUAGAUUGUAUUAGAAAACUCUCAAGUGAGGAAUUUAAGAGAAAUGCCACUCAAGCAGUGAGUGAGUUCCUAGUUAAAAAGUCCACCAGUAGCUUAACUAGUGCACAGCCUGCUUAUUCUGUAGCAUCCAGGUCUUGUUCCAUUCAAAACCAGUACACAUGGUCAAAGGAUAUUUGUGCGGAUUCUGCUGCCUUUGGCAUCAUUGAAACAUUUGUGGAAGACCUGCAGAGCUCGGCGCAACCUGCAGAAGUAGAGGAGAGAGAACCUGACCUCCAGGAAAAUGCACAAAAGCUACAGAGCAGGAUCUGGUCUGCUACCACUAGUUUAUAUAACAAUAUUCAGAAGACAUUAAAGGACUUCAUCAUUCAUCAGCGGAGGUCAGACAUGCUGAGCAGAAUGUCUAGUCAUAUACCCACAGAGGACUCUGGACAUCUUGGGACUAAGGAGCACAUUUGUUUGGCAAGCCAGGACUUGAGGCAAGCUAGUAAGAGUGUGCCUCACUUUCACAGUUUGAACCUUGAAGUGGCUCUACACAGGGGUGUCAGCGAGUGUUCAAAACUUCUCUGGACUGAAACAGACGAGGCUCUACUGACCAAUAGUACCAAAGAGGUCAUUUCAAAAAUCUUGACCUCAUGCGAGGAUCAGGCAUCAAAUGCACCUUGCUUCUCCACAGUAGGAAAGAAAAUAUCUGAUAUGUCCCUUGAGGUCAACAUGUUGGUAGGUGGUGUUCUGUCUCAGCUGAAGGACAUCUCCUUGUCAAGGUCCCCAACACCAUGUGAAGACAUGUUUGAACGUCUCCAAGGUUCUCCUGAGCGAACCUCUCCAGUAAGUCUAGAUUGCAGCACGGCUGCCUCCAAAGGCAUUGCAUCUUCCCACAGUCUUUCAACAAAGAGCCUCCAAAAACGUUCUAGUCAUGAGUUCCAAACCAAAGCUGAGAAAGGAGUGAGUGAGGUAAUCUCUAGAUCAUUUAACAUUGCGGAGGAAGGUACAACAGAUAAGUACCUCCAGUCUGUAUCUACAUCCACCACAUCUACUGAUAUUAUACAAACCAUGGUGAAAGACCAGCAGGAGCUCACCCAGACCACCCAAUCAUCUGACAUGGUAUCUGGAACCUCCCUGCUCACCACUGGACAGGUUUCUGAGAAAAGAAUCUGGUCUGUUGCUCGUAACAUCUACUACAGUCUGCAAAUCCAGAACGAUCCAAAGACUUCUACUUGCAUGGUCAUUCUUCAAAUGAUCACCAAAGCCACUGCUAAAUGUUAUUUUGAGUCCGCUACCAGCGUGGCCACCAGUGACAUUGUAGAAGGCGUGUUUGAUUUGGAAAGGGAUACCAUCAGCAGUACUGGAGAGCAGGUCCUCACCUUUAACACAAAGGGUUCCAAGAAAGUUAGAAAGGACCACUGUCCUCAAGAGUCUCUGGAGUACCAGCCUCAGAACAUUUCCCCUACUGUGUACUUUACAGAGUGUCUGAUAAAUUAG